This is a messenger RNA of Lates calcarifer (barramundi perch), 5203 nucleotides long. RefSeq names its product erb-b2 receptor tyrosine kinase 3b (gene erbb3b). Gene Ontology annotation, cellular component: signaling receptor complex; basal plasma membrane. The transcript has 28 exons. The coding region runs from base 261 to 4664 and encodes 1467 amino acids. The record is from RefSeq and is a predicted model, not a curated record. Gene Ontology annotation, biological process: positive regulation of kinase activity; multicellular organism development; nervous system development. Gene Ontology annotation, molecular function: neuregulin binding; neuregulin receptor activity; ATP binding. Lineage: Eukaryota; Metazoa; Chordata; Actinopteri; Centropomidae.
AUUGGCGCGUUUUAUCUGCUCUUAUUAUCGAUGUUGCGUGCGAAGUUUUAGGGAGGGAGCUGCAUUUCUCCUUCACUUUGGCUUCAUGAUUUUGGAUUUCCUUUCUCAUCUUACAAAGACAGAGCUUGGAACCUAAAUAUUUUUUUGGUUUUCUUCAUUAAAGAAAAAAAAUACAUCCAUACUUUCCUACACAGCUGUUCGGAGGAUUACCCAGACUUGUAUGAUAUGAUAUUAUCUCAGUAAACAGAUUGGACAUCAACAUGAACCAGUGGCUAGUCGUUUUUCUGUGUGUGACGCUAUCAUGGAGGCUGCAAACAGCAUCAACCCAAACCCAUGAAGUGGUGUGUCCUGGUACACAGAACGGACUGAGCUCCACAGGGUCCCAGGAGAAUCAGUACAACCUGAUUAAGGACCGGUAUGAUGGCUGUGAGAUCAUCAUGGGAAACCUGGAGAUCACUCAGAUUGAGAGUAACUGGGACUUCUCCUUCCUCAAGACAAUCCGCGAGGUGACUGGCUACGUCCUCAUCGUUAUGAACCACUUUCAGGAGAUUCCUUUAGGGCAACUACGGAUCAUUAGAGGAAACAGCCUGUAUGAAAGACGCUUCGCCCUCUCUGUCUUUCUCAACUACCCUAAGGAUGGCUCCAACGGCCUGCGACAGCUGGGGCUCGCAAACCUGACAGAGAUUCUGGAGGGAGGAGUGCAGAUUAUCAACAACAAAUACCUGAGUUAUGGCCCUUGGAUCUACUGGCAAGAUAUCGUCAGGGACAACAAUGCUCCGAUUGAAAUCCAGUACAAUGGAGAGAGAGGCCCAUGCCACAAAUCUUGUGGAGAUUACUGCUGGGGGCCAAAUGAGGACCAGUGUCAGAUCUUGACUAAGACGGUGUGCGCUCCGCAGUGCAAUGGCCGUUGUUUCGGGACGAGCCCCCGGGACUGCUGUCACAUAGAGUGUGCAGCAGGAUGUAAAGGCCCUCUGGAUGUAGACUGUUUUGCAUGUCGUAAUUUCAACGACUCCGGAGCCUGUGUGCAGCGCUGUCCCCAGACUCUGAUCUAUAACAAGCAGAUGUUUCAAAUGGAGACCAACCCCAAUGCAAAAUAUCAGUACGGAUCCAUCUGUGUAUCUCAGUGCCCGACACAUUUUGUGGUGGACGAUAGCUCCUGCGUGAGCGCCUGUCCUCCAGACAAGAUGGAGGUGGAGAGAGAAGGCCAGAGGCAGUGUGAGCUCUGCAGUGGACUCUGCCCAAAAGUGUGCGAAGGAACGGGCGCCGAACACAGACAGACCGUGGACUCCAGCAACAUUGACAGCUUCAUCAACUGCACCAAGAUCCAGGGCAGUCUUCACUUCCUGGUCACAGGGAUUCUUGGAGACGAUUUUAAAAAGAUUCCACCCCUGGAUGCCAAAAAGCUGGAAGUGUUCCGCACUGUCAGAGAAAUAACAGAUAUUCUAAACAUCCAGUCUUGGCCCAAGGAGCUGAAUGAUCUGUCCGUUUUUGCGAGUCUCACUACCAUUCAAGGGAGGUCGCUCUACAAGCGUUUUUCUCUGAUGGUGAUGCACAUCCCCACUCUUACUUCGCUGGGUCUGCGCUCCCUCCGGGAGAUCAGUGAUGGCAGCGUGUACAUCAGUCAGAACGCCAACCUCUGUUACCACCACACUGUAAACUGGACGCAGCUGUUCAGAGGCCGCAGAGUUCGAGUCGACAACCUCAACAACAACAGGCCGCUGGCAGAGUGUGUUGCAGAAGGCCAUGUGUGUGACCCACUGUGUUCAGACUCAGGUUGCUGGGGUCCGGGGCCCGACCAGUGCCUCUCCUGCAGGGACUACAGCCGAGAUGGCACAUGUGUGGCCAGCUGUAACUUUUACACAGGAUUUCCAAGGGAGUUUGCACAGCCUGAUGGUGAAUGUGUUCCCUGUCACCCAGAGUGUAAGCCUCAGCAUGGGAAAGCCAGCUGUACUGGAUCGGGUGCAGAUGAGUGUGUGGUGUGUGCCAACCUUCGGGAUGGUCCUUAUUGCAUGUCAUCUUGUCCCACUGGAGUAAAUGAUGGACAAAAGGGACUAAUCUUCAAAUACCCCAACAGGGAGGGUCACUGUAAACCAUGCCACCACAACUGCACACAAGGAUGCUCAGGCCCAGGAUUAAAUGAUUGUUUAGGGACAGCCAGACUGGCAGUUAGCAGUGGUCAGAUCACAGGUAUAGCUUUAGGUGUGCCGGCCGGCUUGAUUUUUUGCCUGGUGUUGUUUUUCCUGGGAGUGCUGUACCACCGAGGCCUGGCCAUCCGUCGCAAGAGAGCCAUGCGGAGGUACCUGGAGAGUGGAGAGAGCUUUGAGCCACUAGGUCCAGGAGAGAAAGGUACCAAGGUUCAUGCCCGCAUAUUGAGGCCCUCAGAGCUGAAAAAAAUCAAAUCCCUUGGCUCAGGAGUUUUUGGCACAGUGCACAAGGGAUUUUGGACUCCAGAGGGAGAGACAGUGAAGAUCCCCGUGGCCAUUAAGACGAUCCAGGAUAGCUCAGGCCGACAGACGUUCACUGAGAUCACUGAUCACAUGCUAUCCAUGGGCAGCCUGGACCAUCCCUACAUCGUUCGGCUGCUGGGCAUCUGUCCAGGUGCCUGUCUGCAACUGGUGACCCAGCUUAGUUCGCAGGGGUCCUUACUGGAGCACAUCAGGCAGCACAAGAACAGCCUGGACCCCCAGCGCCUGCUCAACUGGUGUGUGCAGAUUGCUAAAGGGAUGUUCUACCUGGAGGAGCACUGCAUGGUCCAUAGGAAUCUGGCUGCCCGUAACAUCCUGCUGAAGAAUGACUACCAGGUCCAGAUCUCUGACUACGGUGUAGCAGACCUCCUUUACCCCGACGACAAGAAAUACGUCUACACUGACACCAAGACACCUAUAAAAUGGAUGGCGCUUGAAAGCAUCUUGUUUCGAAGAUACACUCAUCAAAGUGAUGUCUGGAGUUAUGGGGUGACAGUGUGGGAGAUGAUGUCAUUUGGGGCAGAGCCAUAUGCCUCGGUGCAGCCUCAGGAAGUACCGAGUCUGCUGGAGAAGGGUGAACGCCUGUCGCAGCCCCACAUCUGUACCAUAGACGUCUACAUGGUCAUGGUUAAAUGCUGGAUGAUUGAUGAAAAUAUAAGGCCAACCUUCAAGGAGCUGGCCAGUGACUUUACUCGUAUGGCGAGAGACCCACCGAGAUACCUGGUCAUCAAGUUGGAAGGAGGCGAAGAAGCCUUGGAACAAAUGCAUCGGAGAGAAUCAGAGCGAGGUCUUCUGGAUGCAGAUUUGGAAGAUCAAGAUGAAGAGGGACUGGGGGAUGGUUUUGCUACCCCUCCUCUUCAACAAUCUCCAUCUUGGAGUCUGUCCCGGUCACGGAUUAAUUCCUACAGGAGUGGCACCUCUCAGACUGGACCUAUCGGAUACCUGCCUAUGACACCGAGCCCUGUGGACAGCAUCCGCCAGCUGUGGUUUCAGAGGUCUCGUCUGAGCUCGGUGCAGACGCUGCCUGAGAGGUCAGAGGUCAGGGGGAGCGGCAGAGAGGCAGAGCUGCAUGAGGAAGGUCUGCAGACUGGGAGUCUUCACAGGACCCGGUUUGGCUCAGAAAGAGGUAUCCCUCGCAUAUCCAUUGGCCGGCACAGGAAGCUUUCGACGGCUUCAAGUCCAUCCUCAUACAAGGUCUGGACGGCACAGGGGGAGGAAGAGGUGGACCACUACGGCUACGUCCUGCCUGGGUCACCUGGCACUUCAGAGAGAGUCCCUAGAUUCUCUCAUUCUAGCCGAAGAAACUCAAGGCUGAAGAGUAAUUUGUCUCUCGUGGUGAUAAAUCCUUCCCAGGAGUAUGAAAUCAUGAGCAAAGAGUCUCCCCCCUGCUCGACCAGAGGUGUCUCAUCUCAGGCAGCGGCCCCCUCUGUGACACUUUGCAAUAAAACCUUGCCUUUACCUUCUCCGACUUUCAUGGCCUCAUUACCUGUAGAGGAUGCAGCAGAUGUGGAAACACUGACAUCAGACUCAGCUGUAAGAAGUAAGCAAGUAGAUGAGGAUCAUGAGGGAACUCUAACAGAGCAAAGAGAGUCUACAGAGAAACAUCAGCUGCCUGGGGACUCUGACAGAGGGAUAGGAGCUGUGGAAGACCAAGAGGAGGCGGCCCGAGGGAUAGGUAGGUACGAAUACAUGGAUAUCAGAUGCUCCGACUCGACAGAGGGAGAGGAUCCGGUAUGGGAGAGACGUGGGAGUCAAACAUCUGCAAGGAGCGCGGCAGAGACAGACAAAACAGACCAAACAGACCAAACAGUGGAGGUGUUGAAAAAGGAGCAUGAGGAGGGAGAGGAAGAGGAGAAGUACCACAACACAAACAAACAACCCACACAUCAGGGGAAUCUGAGUGGUAUGGUCAUGCUCAGGCCAGAUGUGCUCACAGCUGGUGGGGGAAAGGUAGAGGAGUAUGAGGAGAUGACCAAAUUUGGAGUGGUGCCCAGUGGUUGGGAGCAGGCAGACUACCAGAACCUCCCGGUGAAGGGGAGGGCUGUUUCUGAGGAGGUGGGCAGUGGCAGGUGUGCGGGGAUCGGGGGAUACAUCAAGGUGUGUGCUGGCAUGGGGGAGCCUGGCAGCAACACAUCGUUUGACAACCCAGACUACUGGCACAGCAGACUGUUCCUCAAACCAGAUGCUGUACGCACCUAAUAAUGCGGACUGGGACAGAGAUAUAGCAACUGUUACUGCGAUAAAGUUUGGGAAUUUUGUAUGUUUAAUUUUUUUUUUUUUUAACAGUUUUUUUCUUUGAGUUCCAGCAUUCAACAAGCUUUGAAAGAUAAAAGUUGAAAAAAGAAAAGAAAAAAGAAAUACACCUUAAAUCUCAUUUUACAUUUUCAUGGUGGAGUGCAUAAAUGUUUCUGAACUAUUAAAUGGUACAAAACAAACAAAAUUAGGGCAGGCAAAAUGUGGUGUUUGCCCAUGAACUAAAUAAAGAGUACUUUACAUCACAUGCUUCACUGUUAUAAUAGCUGUGUCAUUUGUGAGAUGAGGUGUUCCAGUCCAAUUUAUAUAGAGCAGUCUUUUUGUACAAUUUAUUAUGAAUCAUUAAAUAAACAAAUAAAUACGAUUAUUUUGCUACUAUCCACUCAUUUGUGUUGUUGAUGUGUGUACAGCAGGUUUUUUUUGUUUGUUUUGUUUUUUAUCAAUGUGUUGGAGUGCUUUUAUAAAAUAAAGAAAUAAGAUAUCGA